Talaromyces proteolyticus is the source of this 1443-nucleotide messenger RNA. Its product is annotated as putative ATP dependent RNA helicase. The transcript has 6 exons. Gene Ontology annotation, cellular component: nucleus; cytoplasmic stress granule. The record is from RefSeq and is a predicted model, not a curated record. Gene Ontology annotation, biological process: poly(A)+ mRNA export from nucleus. Lineage: Eukaryota; Fungi; Ascomycota; Eurotiomycetes; Eurotiales; Trichocomaceae. Gene Ontology annotation, molecular function: RNA helicase activity; RNA binding; ATP binding. The coding region runs from base 1 to 1443 and encodes 480 amino acids.
AUGGCCUCGGAUCAGGGUUCUGGCACUGGUAAAUCCUUGGAAGAGCGCAUUACCAAGCCAGAAGCAGCCUCGACAGACGCCUCUGAUAACGCGAACAAAGAUGGCGCAUCUCAAGCCCUUGGCGGAAGUGACCUCCAGGAGUCAGAAUACGACGUUCAAGUCAAGUUAAGCGACUUGCAAGCAGAUCCCAACAACCCGCUUUUUUCGGUCAAAUCUUUCGAGGAUUUAGGCUUGUCGCCGGAAAUUCUCCAGGGUCUUGUAGCGAUGAAAUUCCUAAAGCCGUCUAAAAUCCAAGAGCGCGCCUUGCCUCUUCUUUUGAACAACCCUCCGACCAACAUGAUCGGACAGUCCCAGUCAGGUACCGGAAAGACUGCCGCUUUCACUCUCAACAUUCUGAGUCGACUACAACUUGACACCGAAGAGAACAGAAAGGCCCCUCAGGCGCUUGUUCUAGCUCCAAGUCGCGAAUUGGCUCGUCAGAUCGGAGGUGUCAUAACCGAGAUGGGCAGGUUCAUGGAGCAUCUAUCGGUUGGAAUGGCCGUGCCAAUGGAAGGCAAGCGACCUUCUCGAUUAGAACAUCCCGUGGUGUGCGGAACUCCCGGUACUGUCAUGGAUCUUAUCAAGAAGCGCAUCUUGAUCACGAACAAAUUGAAGGUUCUUGUUCUGGACGAAGCGGACAACAUGCUGGACCAACAAGGUUUGGGUGAUCAGUGUAUCCGUGUCAAAGCACUGCUUCCAAAGACUGUUCAAGUUGUGCUUUUCUCUGCCACGUUUGACGACCACAUUCGCCAUUAUGCUGCGAAAUUUGCGCCCAACGCCAACGAAAUCGCGCUGAAACAAGAAGAACUUACUGUGGAGGGUAUUAGGCAAUUCUAUCUCGAUUGCAAUAAUGACGAGGACAAGUAUAACGUGCUCGUUAAAUUCUAUGGUCUUCUUACGGUGUCCUCUUCUAUCAUCUUCGUCGAGACCCGUGCAACUGCUGCCGAGAUUAGGGAGCGCAUGACGAAAGAGGGCCACACUGUUGCGAUGUUGACUGGUGGUGUCGAAGGUAGCAUCCGUGAUCAGAUCAUCGAUGACUUCCGUGAGGGACGAGCGAAAGUUCUGAUCACCACCAAUGUCCUUUCUCGUGGUAUCGACGUUUCUACCGUGUCGAUGGUCAUCAACUACGAUAUUCCACAGCAUUUUAAGCCCGGACAACCGCGUACCGGCGAUCCUCAAACAUACCUCCACCGUAUCGGUCGAACUGGGCGUUUUGGUCGUGUCGGUGUGGCCAUUUCUUUCGUAUCCAGCAAGGAAGAAUGGCAGAUGUUGAUGGAAAUUCAAAAGUAUUUCAAUACCCUUAUCGAGGGUAUCCAAACCCGUGACUGGGACGAAGUGGAAAAACUAGUCAAGAAAGUCAUUAAGAACCCACGGGCUCGGGGCGAUUUUGCGGUGACGUCUUGA